CAGGUCACUGCUUUGUUGAACUGCUCUUGGCAAAUUGAAAGGAGCAAUUCACCAAUUACUAUACAGCUAUUUCAAGUGUGAUUUUAUUCUGGAUUUUAGAAGAGAUGAAGAGUAGAUAACCUUUUUUUCAAGAAAAUGUGGAUUCUUAUCAAGCAAAGUCCUGUUGACACGCAAUGCCUCUGAAACAAGAUGAAAAUCAAAGGAAAAUGGAAGGAAAUCAAAUCCCAUUUGUUGAUUUGAAAACUGCUCUUUUGUGGAGCACCGACAAGGAUGACGGCAAAAGACAGGGAGACGGAGGAGGCCCACCUGUCCAACAACAUCAACGCGCAGGGUCGAUUGGGGAGCACGUGUGAACCUGACCUCGGCGUCCCUCCCAGCGGAGUCGUGAGGGAGAGGGGCCGACACUGGGGAUCGAUGCUGUCCGGGAUCAUUUGUGUAAACAUUUUGAUCCUGGGAUGCUCCUUGGCCAGCGGCAGCGCUCACAACGACGUGAACAUCAGAACCUCAGACCUGCAGAUUUACCUCAUCAUCCUCCUCCUGCUCACCUCCAUUUGGAUGAUUUACUACACCAUUUUCACGUCCAGGAAAGAAAAUGCUGUCUUGUACCAGGAUGCCCACGCAGGACCGAUAUGGCUCAGGGGGGGACUUGUGCUAUUCGGGCUGCUCAGUAUCAUCAUGGACAUCUUCAAGAUAGCCAGCUAUGUGGGCUACCUGCACUGUGACUCGGCUGUUAAGGUUGCAUUCCCUGUGGUGCAACUUGUUUUCGUACUGGUGCAGACAUACUUCUUGUGGAUCCAUGCGAAGGACUGUGUGCAGCUACAAAGGAAUAUAACACGCUGUGGGCUGAUGCUCACCCUCUCCACAAAUCUGGUGGUGUGGAUGACAGCGGUCACAGAAGAGUCUCUUCACCAAACAACCAUUCCCGAAUAUCCUGAGAAUACCACUAAACUCCAUGGACGAAGCCAGUACAUCCUGAGAGCGAGUUAUGGAGACAGUAAGUGCAAGUGCAGCCACACUUCAUGUAGCAUCUUCAAGGAGGCCUACUACUACCUGUACCCAUUCAAUAUCGAGUACAGCCUCUUUGCCUCUGCCAUGGCCUAUGUCAUGUGGAAAAACGUAAGUCGAGUGGCAGAUGAACACUCCCACCACAAAAUUAAAUUCAGUCUGAGGAAUGUCUUUCUCGGGCCUGUGACAGGAAUGCUCUUAGUUGUGGCAGGCCUGGCAACUUUCAUCGUAUACGAGAUGGAAAUGAAAAAGGAAAGCGAUGACGACAACGAUAAAGACAAAUACGUGAUGAUGCACUUUGUCAUGAAUAUAGUCAUAGUGACCAUGAUGUCCAUUUCCACCGUGAUCGGCUGCGCUAUCUACAAGGUAGACCACAGGGAGCAUGUUUCUGAGAAAAACCCCACACGCAGCUUGGACGUAGGGCUGCUGGUGGGAGCCUCACUGGGGCAAUUCGUCAUCAGCUACUUCACCAUCGUAGCCAUGAUUGCAACAGGAGCCAAAGGCUACUUAAACCGACUCAACCUGGCCUGGGGCAUCCUGAUGGUGAUCCAGCUCGGCCUGCAAAACUUUUUCAUAAUCGAAGGGCUGCAUCUGGAGCCCUUCCAUGAGGUGCAAACCGUCACUGUGGUUUUAAAUCCAUAUGUGCUGCAGCCAGGCAAAGAGCUGAGCAGCCUGGAGGAAUCGGACAUGGGCAAGAAGGCCAGCCCGAUGCCCACCGAGCACAGCCCACACGGCCACACGGCUGACCACAGACCCAAACUGUUAUGGAAGAGACGGGUGUUGAAGGAGGUCUGCACGUUUCUGCUACUGGGCAACAUCAUACUGUGGAUCAUGCCGGCUUUUGGUGCUCGUCCCCAGUUCGACCAUGACACUGAAACUGAAUUCUACAACUUCAACAUGUGGGCGGCCAUCGUCAAUGUUGGACUCCCCUUUGGCAUCUUUUACCGCAUGCAUUCAGUCGCCAGUCUGUUUGAGGUUUUUCUGACCUCAUAACACUGCAGGAGGACCAACAUUUUUGAAUUUAUAAAAAUUUAAAGAAAAAAAUUGUAGACCUGUUUUUUUUUUCGCUCUUUGUUAUUUCUCCAUGUACCAAAGCCACCAUAAACAUUUGUGAAGUUGACACGACUGACGAAUGUAAUCGCUUUGAUGUUGCUCAAUAUGUUAUAGCAUGUAUAGCUGACAAUGAAAAUGUAUUCAGAAGAUUAUUUUCAAGGCAAAAAAAACCAAACGAACAAAAAACAUUGAAGCUGAUCUUGUACAAUUUAAUGUUUCAAGCUGUGUAUGCACAACAUAAAGGCAAGUAAUGAAAUAAACUGAAUGAAAGGGAA
Scophthalmus maximus (turbot) is the source of this 2333-nucleotide messenger RNA. RefSeq names its product proton channel OTOP2-like. Gene Ontology annotation, biological process: proton transmembrane transport. The record is from RefSeq and is a predicted model, not a curated record. Bases 271 to 1998 code for a protein of 575 amino acids. Gene Ontology annotation, cellular component: membrane. Lineage: Eukaryota; Metazoa; Chordata; Actinopteri; Pleuronectiformes; Scophthalmidae. Gene Ontology annotation, molecular function: proton channel activity. The transcript has 7 exons.